AUGGUAUAUUUUCAAAGUCGUCAAAUUGGCCACCAAAGAAAAUCUGAAGCGUUGACUCCAGUAAUCAACUACGCCUCUCGAAAAUCGACCGCGACUUCCCCGCUUAGCCUUAAGCAAGCGGAAUCGGGCUGUCGUGAGGGCUCUGAACCCAAUGCUGGUUACCUAUUUGGAAGCCAGCCGGGACCUUUGCGAGACGGACUCAAUUCUUUUGGCGCCGCACUGGCAGUCUGCCGUAUUAUAGGCGCCAAACUUUCCACGCCUCGACGCGCUACUGGACAAAGUAGUGCUAUCCCAGCAUGGAGAAUAAGAAUUGAAGAACGUAUCGCAAAGGCUAGGGCCCUCAUCGGCAGACUGAUAUGCUUCAGGUCAGGCAAUACCAGGCCAAGGAUUGUGCGCACCGUCAGGAUGGCGUUUGCUGGGACAAAUGUUAGUUUGUCCCAGCCGGAUAUAACGCAAAAACUGACGGAGCGCAUAGACGACCUGAAGCAAAAAAUAGCUGCUUGGGGAAAGCGGAUUCGGCGAUAUACCGAGAGGUCGACACGGUUCAACCAGAAUCGUCUCUUCCAGAGUGAUCAGAAGAGGCUCUGUAAAUCAUUGGAGCGACCAAUGGUAAGUGGAACGGGCCCAGCACCAAAUCAGGCCGACACGGUCGCAUUCUGGCGCAGCCUGUGGUCAGAGCCCGUAAACCUCAACGAGGGCCCUUGGACAGAAGUUGUGGCGAGGCAGUGUGCGGGUAUUACGCCCAUGGACCCCGUCAUCAUAACGCCGGAUGACGUAGCUGAGGCGGUCCGUAGGGCCCCGAACUGGAAAAGUCCGGAGCUUGACGGGCGGCAUCAAUACUGGCUGAAGGGGUUUAUGGUAUGUCACGCUGUGCUCGCCCGACAGUUUCAAGAGGCUCUCAGCCAGAACAUAGCGACGCAUGACGUGGCGACGCAUGCCAUGGUGACGCAUGCCGUGUCGACGCAUGCCGUGUCGACGCAUACUGUGGCGACACAUGCCGUGGCAAAGCAUGCCACGGCGACGCGUCGCCAUGCCGACAGUAAAUCUGAGCAGCCGCUAUAG
This is a messenger RNA of Parnassius apollo (apollo), 1062 nucleotides long. Lineage: Eukaryota; Metazoa; Arthropoda; Insecta; Lepidoptera; Papilionidae. The record is from the annotation of a GenBank genome assembly.